This is a messenger RNA of Symbiodinium pilosum, 1236 nucleotides long. NCBI's taxonomy places the organism in Eukaryota, Dinophyceae, Suessiales, Symbiodiniaceae. The record is from the annotation of a GenBank genome assembly.
AUGUCGGCCCGACUUGCACAGACCCGACUUGCACAGACCGAUGACGAGCAGCCGAGGCCAGCAGCUGUGGUUGCGGUGCCCCUUCGAGCCAUCGGAGCAGCUCUUGCUCUUGGGCUCAUUCUUGGGGCUGCCGCCACUGCUUUGGCAACUCGAUCUCACCUGAUUGACCGGAGCAGCUUGGAGUUCGUUGGCCUCGCAGACGACGACACCUUUGAAAUACCGCAUCUCACCUUGCCGCCUACUCCCGUGGACGAGGCCAAAGAGAAGGCAGCAGAGUUCAGGGAUAAAUGGGGCAUCAACAACAUCCGGCAUGAUCAGAUCACACUCUGCGUUACGAACCUCAACCUGGGGCUGUGGAAGCUCAUUCAAUGGGCCGCUGUCAUGGGUGAAACCGUGGAGAACUGCCCUGGAGGGUUCACGAACAUUGACAAGAAGAUUGCUUGCAACAUCAACAUAGCCGCGCUUGUGGCGUCGAUGUCAGCAGCAAUCUCCUUCUUCGCGAGCACCGCCUUCCUUUGCACCGGCAAGGAUAACCCAGAUGCAGCUUGCACCACGGUGCUGGGGGCGACGAUGGAGACCUUCGCGACCUACCCGGCAGCAGAGAACCAGAUUGCCCUGUUCUGCCCCAAGAACGCCUACGACGAGACCGUCGUGCAAGGUGGCGUAACAGUCUUUUCUGCCGAUCGCCGCCUUCGUGGGCUCGCCUUAACCAACUCAACGGCUCCUGUUGCCGACCGAGAGCUGUACAAGCCGCCCCCGGAGGAGCCAUUGGAACUUCUCUUCUGCAGCUGGCAGAUCGCACAAACCGUUUGGUUCUUCGUGCGUGCUGGCGUGAUCUCUGCUCUAGCGGAUGGCGUGUGCACAGAUCUGAAGGGUAGGAAGAAGGCAGCAGCAGAGGCACGUGUGAACCGGAAAAUCCGCAAGAUCCACUUGAUUCGCAGCAUUGCGUUGCGAAGGCUCCAGCGAGAGAACAAGCUCACAAGCUCAGCAAGUGCGGAGGCUUCCAAACUCAUUCAGGAGGAUGAGGAAGCCCAAGACCUUCCCGCUGACAGCUCGGUGCCGGCACUCCUCCGUGGUCUCGGGCUGAGGACGAACGUCACCAGUCGGCGUGAGCUUGAAGAUCUUAUGCUAGCCAAGAUGGGGACCAUGGAUCCUACGCCCCUACAGGAUUCAGGACGGCAGGAAAUGAUGGCAAAGGUGCACCACCUGCAGGCAAAGUACCCAUCAGGACCAUGA